AUGACAAGCGUGCGUCACAGACAAGCAUGCAUAAUACCAAACCACGAAGUGGACCUCAAAUGGACGCCACACAAGGGUUUUGUCUCUGGUUCAUGUCCCAAGAGCUGCUCGAGGGCGUACCAGGAAAUUGCUCAGAGUCACUGUAAGCCCACGGAAGAUAUGAUCUUUUCCCCUCAUAAUACUAUGAUUGAAAUUUAUCAACAGGUGGGUGGUCAUGCGGGCGGUGAGAGCAACGCGAUGGCUAAAAACGGGACUUGGGACACUGGUUGUGGGCAGUAUUCGUGGUCCAUUACCCAAACGGACCAUUCCUCGUCGACUAUCUCGUAUGAGCCAAGUCGACCUAUUCGUACUGAGAAUUCGUCCUCCAGAAUUGCAACGGAGACGGUAAUGUGGUACAGUAGCUUGCCGGCCUGA
Molecule: messenger RNA, 414 nt
Organism: Colletotrichum destructivum
Lineage: Eukaryota; Fungi; Ascomycota; Sordariomycetes; Glomerellales; Glomerellaceae
Exons: 1
Coding region: 1-414 (137 amino acids)
Source: RefSeq, a predicted model, not a curated record